Rotaria sp. Silwood2 is the source of this 738-nucleotide messenger RNA. The record is from the annotation of a GenBank genome assembly. Lineage: Eukaryota; Metazoa; Rotifera; Eurotatoria; Philodinida; Philodinidae.
AUGGCUGAAAAUGAUUUUCGAAAUAAAACUGUAUGUGUAACAGGUGCUGGACGAGGUAUUGGUAAAACAUUAGCUUUACGACUUGCUCAACUUGGUGCUAAAGUGAUUGCUGUUAGUAAAACUAAUGAAAAUUUGAAAGAACUUGUUAUACAAAAUAAUAAUAUUAUUCCAGUAUGUGUUGAUUUAAGUGAUUGGAAAGCAACGAAAGAAGCUAUCAAACCACAUCUUCCAAUUCAAUUAUUAGUAAAUAAUGCUGCUGUCUCUAUUCUUGAUUCAUUUCUAGAAGUCAAACCAGAAGAUUUUGAUACAUUAUUUAAUGUCAACGUUCGAUCAAUUAUUUGUGUUAGUCAGGAAAUUGCACGUGAUUUAAUUGAACGUAAAUUACCUGGUUCAAUUGUUAAUGUAUCAAGUCAAGCAGCUGCAGCAGCAUUAAAAUAUCAUAGUCUUUAUUGUUCAUCGAAAGCAGCAGUUGAUGGUUUAACACGUGUUAUGGCAUUAGAAUUAGGUUCUCAUCAAAUUCGAGUCAAUAGUAUACAACCAACAGUUGUUUUAACAGAUAUGGGUCGAAUUGCUUGGUCUGAUGAAAAGAAAGCUGCAGGAAUGUUAUCAAAAAUUCCAUUAAAUAGAUUUGCUGAAGUGGAAGAUGUUGUUGAGCCAAUUAUAUUUUUACUUUCGGAUAAAUCUAAAAUGAUUAAUGGUACUUGUUUACCUAUAGAUGGUGGAUUUUUGGCAACGUAA